AUGUACAAGUUUAGACGGAGAAGUACUGGUCUCAAACAUCAUGUCAUACACACAUCACAGAGGUCCUAUACCUGUCUCGGGCAUGCAUAGCGCGCGUAACGAUAUUGAGUCUGUGGUGACAGCUCGUGUGGAGCGACUCUCGGAAGCGGGAAGUUAACUUAAGAGUGGGCGCGGCUGUGUAUGUUAGCGAGCCAGGAUGUAAGGAACACUCAAUAGCAUAUAAUACAAUGGCGACGAGUCGAAAAACCGCGAUUGCGAUGGCACGAUAUGGGGCCAUGGCGCUGACGCUGGACAAGUUUGAAUGUGGAGGUGAACCGACUUCCUUGGGAAUCCGAUGGGAACGUUGGAAGAGGGCACUCCGAAUAUAUAUAGAUGCAGCUGGCAUAGAAAAAAGUGAAAAGAAGAGAGCCAGUCUUCUUCAUUUUGGGGGACAAGAAUUGCAGGAGAUUUUCUACAAUAUCCCAGAUCCAGAUAUAGAAGAUGGAGGACCUAGAAGAGAUGUCUUUGAAAUUGCAUUAUCGAAGCUAGACUCUUACUUCUCACCGAAACAAAGUAAAGUGUAUGAACGACAUUUAUUCAGACAAUUGAAACAAGAAAUUAACGAAAAAUUUGAGAAAUUUUUAGUACGACUAAGACAGCAGGCAGUCAAGUGCCAAUUCCAUAAUGAGGACGAGAACAUAAUAGACCAAAUUAUUGAAAAGGGUUCCUCCAGCGAAUUGAGAAAGAAGAUUUUACGCGCAGGAGACGACAUGACUUUAGAAAAGAUAAUCAUGGAGGCGAAUUCUUUGGAAGCCGUUAACAGGCAACUGGAAGAUUUUGAAGACAAAGCGGCAAGCAAGGAAGGAGUAAAUAGAAUAAGUACAAAGCAAAAUAAUAACAAUGUGAAGAAAUUUAAAGAACCAUGUCAACGAUGCGGAAGCCGUUCUCAUGUAAAAUGCCCGGCAAUUGAUAAAGAAUGUUUUAGAUGUAAACGUAUAGGCCAUUUCCAGCAAAUGUGCCGUAAAAGAAAAAAUCCUGACGAUAGGAGUUUCAACACUAAGAAAUUCAAAAGUAAUAAAGAAUCUCAGGACAUUAACCAAAUGACUUCACAAGUAACAGAAGAAAUACAAUAUGUCUUCAAUAUUGACAGUGAUGAUACUAUUGAAUGUGAAGUUGGAGGAGUCAAAAUAAAUAUGUUGAUUGAUUCUGGCUCCAGAAGAAAUUUGAUAACUGAAGAAACCUGGGUAGAAAUGAAAAGUAGUAAAGUCCUGAUUUAUGACCAAAACAAUGAUAUGGAUAAGAUAUUUGUACCUUAUGGGAGUACAACUCCACUACCCUUACAAGGCACAUUUAAAGCAAAAAUAAGAGCUGGAAAUCAAACUCAAGAGGCUACUUUCUAUAUUAUUACUAAGGGCACAAGAGACCUUUUAGGCAGGGAUACAGCAAAACAGUUGGGUGUCCUUAAAUUAGGCUUACAAAUCAACCAAGUCCAAGAAGAAACAUUUCCUAAAAUAAAAAAUGUUGUGAUACAUAUACCCAUAGAUGAUACAGUCCCACCUGUAUCACAGCCACUCAGAAGGAUUCCUAUACCAUUGGAAAAGAAAGUUGAAGAAAAGUUAGAAGAACUAAUUAAGAGAGAUAUAAUAGAAGAGGUCUCAGGCUCAUCUAAAUGGGUAUCUCCAAUCGUACCAAUUUUAAAGGAAAAUGGAGACCUUCGAUUAUGCGUAGACAUGAGAAGGGCAAAUGCUGCCAUAAUGAGAGAAAAUCAUCCCUUGCCUACAAUGGAUAAGUUACUACCCCAAGUACGCGACGCCAAGUACUUUAGCAAGUUGGACAUCAGAGAUGCUUUUCACCAAUUAGAACUACACCCAGAUUCCAGACAUAUAACAACAUUCAUUACCGGCCAAGGCAUGAACAGGUACAAACGUUUGAUGUUCGGAAUUACCUGCGCCCCGGAGAUUUUUCAAAAAACAAUAGAGAAACUGUUACUUGGCUGUGAAGGGGUCAUAAAUUUUAUGGAUGACAUAUUGGUUUAUGGAAGAGACAAAGAAGAGCAUGACGCAAGACUCCAGCAAGUUAUAUCCGUGUUAAAUGAUAACAAUGUAGUAUUAAAACAAGAAAAAUGUAUAAUCGGAGUCACUAAAGUACACUUUUUAGGACAUGAACUAUCAGCGGAGGGUGUAAGGCCGUUGCAAAAGUAUUUAUCGGCGAUUCAGCAGUUCAGGGCACCUAAAACUGUUGCUGAAUUACAGAGCUUCAUGGGUUUGGUGAAAGAGCCUAUGAAAGUACUUCUGCGGAACAGGCCUGGAAAAAAUAUGAGCCUACAAAAUGACUGGGGAUGUAAACAAGAAACUGCCUUUGAAACACUGAAACAAGCAAUUAGCAAGAUACCUACAUUAGGCUACUACGAUGUCACAAAAAAGACCAUUGUGAUUGCUGAUGCGAGUCCUGUGGGUCUCGGUGCAGUUUUGGUACAAAUUAACAACAAUGAACCCCGAAUUAUUGCCUUCGGAAGUAGAACUCUGACUGACUGUGAAAGGAGAUACUGCCAGACUGAGAAGGAAGCACUUGCUUUGGUAUGGGCAAUAGAACAUUUCCAUAUAUUUUUAUACGGUAAACAAUUCGACCUGAUAACAGACCACAAGCCAUUAGAAGUAAUUUUCGGACCUAAGUCAAAACCCUGUGCAAGAAUAGAAAGAUGGAUUCUGCGGCUACAAUCAUACAAAUUUAAAGUCAUAUACCGACCAGGAAAAAACAAUAUUGCGGACCCAUUGUCUAGACUCAAUGACAAUAAUCUAUCUAGCGGUGAGCCAAUAGAGCACCAUAUACAGCAGAUAGUAGAGUACAUAAGACCUAAGGCUGUUUUGCUAAAAGAAGUGGCAGACCACUCGGAGAAAGAUCCGGAAAUACAAAAAGUCAAAGCGGGACUGUACCACAACAACUGGGACGAAGAGGUGAAAAUAUACAAACUAUUUCAAACAGAGUUAUGUUUUUAUGAAGAAGUUCUCUUGAGAGGUACACGUAUAGUUAUUCCAAAAGAUCUUCGAAAGAAAAUCCUGGAGGCUGCUCAUGAAGGUCAUCCAGGAAUAGUCGCAAUGAAAGCCCGGUUGAGAGCGAAAGUAUGGUGGCCUAGGUAUGAUAAAGAGGCCGAGAAGCUAGUUAAAUCUUGUGCCGGAUGUACAUUGGUAUCGGCUCCAAACCCACCUAAUCCCUUAAAGCGCCGUGAACUGCCAGAUGAAGCGUGGAAAGAUGUGGCUAUAGAUUUGCUUGGCCCGUUACCCAGCGGCGAUCAUAUUCUGGUGAUAGUCGACUAUUUCAGUAGAUACAAAGAAGUCAAAAUAUGUCGAAAGAUAGACAGCUCAGAAAUGAUAAAGAAUCUCACUGAAAUUUUCAGUCGUCUUGGAGACCCAGCGACCAUCACAGCGGACAAUGGACGCCAAUUUAUAUCAGAAGAGUUUAAAAUUUUCUGUACAGAAAGAGGGAUCAUAUUACACUCGACUAUCCCAUAUUGGCCACAAAUGAAUGGAGAAGUCGAGCGUCAGAAUAGAGAUAUUCUAAAGAGACUGCGAAUCAGUCAGAUAGAGAAAACAGAUUGGAAAUUAGCCUUGUUGGAAUAUCUAAGAAUGUACAAUAGCACACCACAUUCUGUCACAGGAAAAACACCCUCAGAAUUAUUUUUCAGGCGACAAUUUAGAGACAAAAUUCCCAUGAUCAGUGACUUGGGUCAAAAAGGAGAUAUAGAUUGGAAAGAUAAAGAUAUUGACAUAGAGGUGAGGGAUAAAGACAAAGAAUUGAAAGAGAAAGGAAAGGAGUAUACCGAUGAAAAAAGAAAAGCUAAGGAAUGUGAAUUGGUGCAAGGAGACAAAGUAAUAAUGAAAAAUAUGACAAAGGACAAUAAACUAAGCACACCAUUUGGACCAACAGCUCUGACUGUAGAAAAGGUGACCGGAGGGGACGUAGAGGUCGUCAACGAAGAAACGGGCCAAAGGUAUCGUAGGAACGUGGUCCAUCUCAAAAGAGUAGAUGGAGAGUGGCAGAUUAACCUGGUUAUAGAUUAUUGA
Messenger RNA from Cydia amplana, 4040 nucleotides. RefSeq lists its product as uncharacterized. Gene Ontology annotation, biological process: DNA integration. The record is from RefSeq and is a predicted model, not a curated record. The transcript has 3 exons. Lineage: Eukaryota; Metazoa; Arthropoda; Insecta; Lepidoptera; Tortricidae. Bases 228 to 4040 code for a protein of 1270 amino acids. Gene Ontology annotation, molecular function: nucleic acid binding.